This is a messenger RNA of Hypanus sabinus (Atlantic stingray), 2020 nucleotides long. RefSeq names its product RanBP-type and C3HC4-type zinc finger containing 1 (gene rbck1). The record is from RefSeq and is a predicted model, not a curated record. Gene Ontology annotation, cellular component: LUBAC complex. The transcript has 14 exons. Gene Ontology annotation, molecular function: ubiquitin binding; ubiquitin-protein transferase activity. Bases 437 to 1960 code for a protein of 507 amino acids. NCBI's taxonomy places the organism in Eukaryota, Metazoa, Chordata, Chondrichthyes, Myliobatiformes, Dasyatidae. Gene Ontology annotation, biological process: protein linear polyubiquitination; positive regulation of canonical NF-kappaB signal transduction; proteasome-mediated ubiquitin-dependent protein catabolic process.
AAUCUACCCGGUCACCUUCAUCCUCCUGCUGGCCGCGUUUGAAUUUGGGGGACGCUGAUGCCUUUGCACAUGAAGCCUUAACCAACCGCCGACUUGUUUUUAUCCCUUUUCAUUCAAAACAGCAAUGUCGAUGAUAGAUCAACUUUAAUGCCCUCACCAUGUUGCUCUUGGGAAUUUGGUGGUGAGGCAGCGUCGGCAGACCUCCCGAUAAGUGGAAGAGAUCCUGACAAAACGACUACAGGGGGUUAGGAAGGAAGUUGAGAAGCUGGACCCCAAGGCAUUCUACAAGUAUGUGAAGAGCAAGAGGAUAAGACGUGAAAAAAUAGGACCUAUCAAAUGUGACAGUGGGGAAAGUGUGUAUGGAACCGGAGGAAAUAGCAGAGACUUGCCUGCAGUAGUCAAUCGGAAAGGCUGGAGAAGUCAACUGGAUCUCAAAAUGAAUCUGAGCGUGGACCUGACAGAUAAAGCAGAGAAUGUUACUUGGGAGCUGAGCCGAGCAAUUGAACAGGGGGACAAAGAAACUGCAAUGAAGUGUGCGGAGAUCCUGGCUGAGCAACGUGUGCCCAUCAGCGUCCAACUCAACAAAUCUGCAUACCAACAGCAAGAAAUUAGGUUGAGAGUUGGUGUGGAAGACUCGUGGACGAGUGGUACAACCAUCACGAUGAAAGUGUUUCCUUACACGACUAUUGCAAUGCUGAAGGCAAAGAUGCAUAAAGACUACAGUUUCAGUCCUAAACUGCAACAGUGGAUCAUUGCACAGCGCCUGGCGAAGGACCACGAAACUCUCUCCUCCCAUGGCAUUAAAAAGGACGGGGAUACGGCCUACCUGUACCUCUUAUCAGCCAAGCAGGUCACACAGAAUGACCCUGUGCUGCUUCCAGCAGAAGCACCGCUGCUGGUUACUGAUGAACCAAGACGAAAUAAGGAGCAGCUUCUCCCAGUGUUGGAAGCACGUGGCACCAGAGCACCAUUGAAUGAAGGACAGUGUUUGGCAAAAGCAGUGCCUCAGAUUGGCUGGGAGUGUCCAGGAUGCACAUAUGUCAAUAAACCAACUCGUCCGGGGUGCGAGAUGUGCAGCACGGCCAGGCCGGAUGACUACCAGGUUCCCAACACCUACAAACCUGAUCAGGAAGAACUGCAGAGGAUGAAAGAGGAAGAAGCAGCUUUCGAACAAUAUGAAAAAUCGAUGGUUCUCGAGCGGCAGAAGAAUUACCAGCAGAUGUUGGAAACAGAUGAUCAGAACCUGGUCUCAGCAAGUGAGGAGUUUGAUUGCCCAAUUUGUUACACUUCGUUGGAGCACGGGGAGGGAGUUACUCUUCGAGAGUGCCUGCAUUCCUUCUGCAAAGACUGCCUGAAAGGAACGAUCUUGAACAGCAUGGAGGCUGACGUGGCGUGUCCAUUUAUGAACGAGUAUUAUUCUUGCGAUAGCAAGAUCCUUGAACGCGAGAUAAAAUACCUCCUAUCAGCGGAGGAGUAUCGCAUCUACCUCGACAAAAGCUUAGCGAUUGCCGAGAACAGCAGUGAGAACAGUUACCACUGCAAAACCCCUGACUGCAGGGGCUGGUGUAUCUAUGAAGACGACGUCAAUGAAUUUCACUGCCCCCUCUGUAUGAAAAACAACUGCCUGGUCUGCAAGGCUAUACAUGAAGGGGUAAAUUGCAAGGAAUACCAAGACGACCUCAAAAUUCAAGCUGAAGUUAAUGAAGCUGCAAAACAAACUGCGCAGAUGCUCAAGAGACUUCUGGAUCAGGGGGAGGCUAUGAAUUGUCCUAAAUGCAAAAUUAUACUGCAGAAGAAGGAUGGAUGUGACUGGAUACGCUGCAGUAUGUGCAAAACAGAAAUCUGCUGGGUGACGAAAGGACCUCGCUGGGGACCUCUGGGGAGUGGUGACAACAGUGGAGGAUGCCGUUGCCGUGUCAAUGGUGUACCAUGUCAUCCCAAAUGUCAGAACUGCCACUGAUCCCCUGUGUACUAAAUGCAACACCAGUGUACUUGAGACUAGAUUCUGCUGGACACGUAU